AUGGUGGUGGUGCUUCUUUAUGUGGAUGACAUAAUCUUGACGGACAGUAACUAUGAUGAGGUUGCUCGUCUACAAGAAGAGCUCUCGCUUCGUUUUGAGAUGAAGAAGCUUGGUGAACUUGGAACUUUCCUUGAUCAACUAUGCAAAGAAGUUGGUAGAAAAUUUGGUAUGACUGAUGGAAAAAAGAGCUAUACUCCUCUCGACGUAAAUCCUAGACUUAGUCGAGACGAAGGAACAUGUCUACCAGAUCCUCGUCUUUAUCGUGCUCUUGUGGGAAGUUUGAUUUAUCUGACUAUAACAAGGCAUGAUAUUGCUUAUGUAGUUGGAGUGGUGAGUCGAUACAUGCAGAAGCCAAGGAAACCACACCUCGAAGAAGCGAAGAAAAUUCUGAAGUAUAUUAAUACCUCACUAGAUAUUGGUCUACUUUACGAAAAAGAUGCAAAAUUCGUCUUGCAAGGAUAUGCAGAUGCUGACUUUGCUGGAGAUCGAGACGAUCGAAUGUCCACAUCUGGGUUUUGUUUUUCUUUGUGGAAACACUAG
Impatiens glandulifera is the source of this 540-nucleotide messenger RNA. RefSeq lists its product as uncharacterized. The coding region runs from base 1 to 540 and encodes 179 amino acids. The transcript is spliced from 2 exons. NCBI's taxonomy places the organism in Eukaryota, Viridiplantae, Streptophyta, Magnoliopsida, Ericales, Balsaminaceae. The record is from RefSeq and is a predicted model, not a curated record.